CAUGCACUAAACCGGAAGGAUUUGACAAGCUAAGUCAAAUACUUAUUUACCGAACAGGCAGCUUCAGAAACAAACAGAGCGAGGAGCAGAAGGUGAGGUUUGUUGGGACUGGAGAUAUGAAUGCGGACAUCGAGGAGCAGGAAGACGAACUGCUCGCCCUGGAGAGUAUUUUUGAUUCGGAGGAAUUUGUCCGAAAUGAGUCGAAGUUUGCCGGAGAAAUCCGAGCGUGUGUUGAGCUGCCUGCAGGCUUCAACGUGCUUUUGAAAGAAGGAGAUACGCUGAGGCAGUAUGAGAUAUCGUUCCUUCCACCUGUGCUGCUGACAUUUGAACUCCCUGAGGACUACCCAUCCUGCUGCCCCCCCUCUUUCACCCUCUCCUGCAGCUGGCUGACACAAACUCAGCUCUCUGCAGUCUCUGAUCAGCUGACUGACCUCUACCAGGCCACUGGAGGUGCUGUGGUGCUCUUCUCCUGGGUGCAGUUUCUUAAAGAAGAUGCUCUCAAGUUCCUGGACAUCCAUACUCUGCUGGAGCUCCCCUCUGAAGAACACAGCCUGCAGGAACCAUCAAAUGCUGCACUCUUGGAACCAAAGAACAAUCAAUCCAAUCCAAAGUCAGAACCCACAGUUUGUAAUGUGUCAGAUUUAUGUAAACCAGACCUUUCUGCACCAUCCUUGGAAGAGGAGAAUCCAAGAGUGUUCCUUACAGAUGGCCAUGACCACUCUAACCAAAUAUCUUCAGAUGCUAGUGAGGCUAAACAGAUCUCAGAGUUUACGGCUGACCACCAGAAUGAUCUGUCCUCAGCCGCAGGCAAGUUGAAACAUGGCCAGGAAGAGUUCUUAAAUGAAGGGGAUGUUUCAGUCUCAUUACUACUUCCCUCCAGCUCCUCAGACCCACUGGAUCAAAGUGAACAAGGAGCUGCUUCUUUGCCACCCCACUCCUCAGAAUCCUCUCAGAAUGAAGACCAAACGCUCGCUGGUCUCUCGCUUACUCCGUCACAAACUCUCCUUUCCCAGCUCUUGAUCCAUAAUGCGGCUCAGAAACAGAAAAUGUUUGCCACCACCGUGUUUGACUGUGGUGUGUGUUUUGAGGGCUGGCUUGGUUCGGACUGUGUGCAGCUGCUGGAAUGUGGCCACAUUUUCUGCCGGGCCUGUCUCGGCAAGUUCUGCAAGCUCCAGAUAAAAGAGGGGAACGUCCGAGGGGUCACCUGUCCUGACGCUGACUGCCCUGCCACCCCCACACCUGCACAGGUGAGGAGUCUGGUAGGGGAGGAGCUGUUCGACCGCUACGAUCAUCUCCUUCUACAGUCAACGCUGGACUGCAUGGGUGAUGUGGUGUACUGCCCUCGGACUUCCUGUGGUUCGGCCGUCAUUGUGGAGAAGUCCAGCCGUGCCGCCCAGUGCUCUGUGUGCGGCUUUGCCUUCUGCGUCAGCUGCAGGAAGACCUACCAUGGAACAGAAGAGUGCCGGGCGAAGAAGAGCACGAAAACACAGGAAAUACAGCUGGGCAUUGCAAACCUGCCACAGUCACAAGAGGGGCUGAUGGCUCUGUGGGACGACUAUGCCAGCGGCAGUAAGCAGAGGCAGCGCCUCCUGGAGAACAGAUACGGCCGCAAAAUAAUGAGGGAAACUGUGGAGGACUGUCUGAGUGAAGACUGGAUAGUCUUUAACAGCAAGAACUGUCCUCACUGCUUCUGCAGCAUACAGAAGAACAGAGGAUGUAAUAUGAUGACGUGCUCAAAGUGCUUGAAUAGAUUCUGCUGGGCCUGCCUCGACAGACUGCAAACAGGUGCAAUGCAACACUUUGUGGACAAUCGCUGCGCCGCUGACUACAGAGAGUUCUGACCCAGUGCUCCUUCACUGCCAGAGGGAUGCAACCCAUGGUACGCUGUGUUUAAAUCAUUCUGCUUUUUAAGUGUACUUUAAUAAAUAGUUGAUAAUUCACAUACAUGAUGAUUUUCAAAUAGGGCAAACAAUUACAAAAAUGUGUGCGGCCAGAAAAACGUGUGAAUCUGUCAGUAUUGGAAAAAUUACUCAAGAAUCAUGGUGUUAAAAUUACGUAGAAGUACCUAUUGCGCAGAAUAGCUCAAUUCAGAUCAAAUAUUAUCUGUAUAAAAAAACAAUAUAGGCUAUAUGGGCCAACAAAUUAAAUGAUUGUUAAUUCAUACAAAAAAGUGAAACAUUUCUCUUAUAAUUAAUCAAAUAAAUUAAUAUAACUAAUUUGCAACCAUUCACACAAAUCAGACCUCUGUCUUACUGUGUCUGACCAACAGAGGAUGCUAAAUAACCACAAUGCAACAGCAACAACAACAGCAGCUUGGGCACAUUUUAACUUUGCUCAACACAAUAUUCCUAUUGUUUCAUCUGUAAAAUGCAGCUUUCUUAAAAACAUGCUUAAUCAUUAUGUAUUUAAUAAUAAACCAACAUUACAUUGCUGCAUGCAUGUUUGCAGCUCUGAAAUCAUAUAUGAAUAUUCUAAGAAAGGAAAUCGGUUAGUGGGCUUUUUAAAAAGAAAAAGAAAAUCAGAGUUCAUUCAAAAGCAUCAUUUCUUCCCCAGUUAUAAUUAUUGAACGUAGUGGUUAUGCAACAUUUUUCAUCUUUCUACCAAAUAUUUUCUUCAAUAACUGAUUCUGUGUUUCCUGAGCCUGUGGUGACGCUUUUGAAUGUCUUGUUUUGUUGGAACAACAGUCCAAAAUCCAAACAUAUUCUCUCUGCUAUCAUAUCACACUAAGAAAACAAGUAGACUUUCACAUUUAACCAGUAAUAUACGGCUUCGAAUAAAUACUUUGACAAUGAAGUAUUGGAAUUGUUGCAGUUUACUUUUCUCUGAAUUAACUAUUAAUUAAGAAAGUAUUAGAGCUGGAUUUUUUUUAUCAAUUAUUGUAUACAUCUUACUUCUUAUGUAAUGAAUUGUUCUACAAGGGUUUAAGCCAUGCAUUUACAUUACUGCUAUAAUGUAAUGAAGAGACAAAAGUUUGUUUGUUAUUUUCCAUACAUGUGCCUGUCAAUAGCUGCACACUUGUCAGCGUUUCUGAAAAUUAUAAUGCACCUUUGCACUUUGUAUGCAUGCAUGUGCUUGAUAGGAAAUACUUUAUUAUUCCAUGGUAGUACUUGAGGUUUGAUUUAGCAUUAUUAUGACAAUGUGGUUUAUUGAUGUACUGCCAAUGUGACAUGCAAACUUCUCAACCAGGAUCAAUAAAAUGGAAUGAUGUAGUAAA
This is a messenger RNA of Trematomus bernacchii (emerald rockcod), 3214 nucleotides long. Its product is annotated as E3 ubiquitin-protein ligase RNF14-like. Gene Ontology annotation, molecular function: zinc ion binding; ubiquitin protein ligase activity; ubiquitin conjugating enzyme binding. The record is from RefSeq and is a predicted model, not a curated record. Lineage: Eukaryota; Metazoa; Chordata; Actinopteri; Perciformes; Nototheniidae. Gene Ontology annotation, biological process: ubiquitin-dependent protein catabolic process; positive regulation of proteasomal ubiquitin-dependent protein catabolic process; protein polyubiquitination. The transcript is spliced from 7 exons. Gene Ontology annotation, cellular component: ubiquitin ligase complex; cytoplasm. The coding region runs from base 117 to 1841 and encodes 574 amino acids.